Chelonus insularis is the source of this 3617-nucleotide messenger RNA. RefSeq lists its product as uncharacterized. NCBI's taxonomy places the organism in Eukaryota, Metazoa, Arthropoda, Insecta, Hymenoptera, Braconidae. The coding region runs from base 268 to 3348 and encodes 1026 amino acids. The transcript has 3 exons. The record is from RefSeq and is a predicted model, not a curated record. Gene Ontology annotation, biological process: protein ubiquitination; negative regulation of gene expression via chromosomal CpG island methylation. Gene Ontology annotation, molecular function: ubiquitin protein ligase activity.
ACUAAAUGAAUUGUUGAUCAAUUUCAAAUAUUGUGAGAUAAUAAUUAUUGUUUUUAUCGUGUUUUUAAGUUGGAUAAUUAGUUAAAUUUAUUUUUUUUUAAAUUCGUAACCCAAGUUUUGAUAAAUCAUUUAUACCUUAUUCAAGUAUUCAGAUUAUGUUAUGUUUCUAUAGUGUAUAAAAAUACUAAUUUAUGUGUGAAAAAGUAUCAAUAUUAUUGUGCAAAUAUAACAAAAAUUCUCGCAAAGUGAUAAAAAACAAUGUGAAAAAUGGGAAAAUCUGAUCUAAAAAUAAGUUUCCAUCCAAAUACUUCCGCCGAACAUGAAAAUAUUCUACAAAAAUUGCGCUCUCGUAGCAAGAUUGAUAAUAAAUCAGCAUUAGAAUGGAAAAAGGUAUUUACUAAACUAAACAGUUUGGCAGAAAAUGAAAAAUCCAAAGACUUAAAAGCUAUCCGACAAUCUUCUAAUACUGUUGGUCAGAAUAACUCUGUAAAUAAACCAAUUUACGGUCCAAUUCCGGGUUUUCCAUCAGGCUCUUGGUGGGGGAUACGGAUGGACUGCUCUAGAGACCAGGUCCACACUCCGUUUGAUAGUGAUAUUGAAGAAGGGGAUUUUGGAGUAACGUCUAUAUGUACUUCUAAUAUAAAUACUACCAAUGAUAUAGAUUUAGGAACAUUACUGACUUACACUGGUGGAGAAUAUCAACCUAAAACAUCUCGUAAACUUAACGAUCCACUUCUUGAUAACUUUAAAAGUCAUAUACCAUUAAGGCUUGUCCGAAGUUACAACCUCGCUAAUGAAUUUGCUCCAAAAACUGGGUAUAGAUACGAUGGACUUUAUAUAGUAGUUUCUUUCUGGAUUGGAGUUUGUUCUAAUUCAAAAAGAUAUUAUAAGUACGCUUUAGCAAGAUUAAAUCAUCAAGAACCUCCAGUUUGGAGCAUGCCAACAAGAACUUCAACGAGAUUAUCAUCCUCUAUGCAAAAAACAAAUUCUAAAAGUUCUUGUGGAUCGUUGAAGUGUCAUAUGGAUUGUUGCCAAGUACAAAAAUCAGAAGGAACACUCAAGAAAAUUAACUUGGAAAAAUCGUCGAAUGUAAAUAUGAUCAAAUUAAUACAUAACAACGUUAAUUCCAGCUCUGCAGUCAGUCAAAAAGAUAAUAAAGAAAGUACAAUUGUCAUGAGGCAUGUUUCUAAAAAAUAUGAAUCUGCUUCUCCAAUUCAACCACUGAAUACAACAUAUUCUUCAAUGCCACCAUCUUGUGAUUUUCAAAAUAUGAAUAUAUCCAUAAGAACUGAACUCUAUGAUUCCACACCAAAUCCUCAAGAAGAUUUUAAAAAAUCGACACCAAUGACAUUCUAUAAAGUUCACAGAGGAGAUAAUAAAUUGAUUAAUAAAAAUAUCAUCCGCACCAACUCACCAGAUGCAAUUAAUUUGAAUAUAUUUGGUUCAACUGAUAAUUUAAGUCAAGAAUCUUCAUCAACUAUUAAAUCUUUCGGUAAAAAUACGCUAAAUCAAAAUUUCAAAGCAAUGAAUCAUCAAGAGUGUUUAAUUAAUAAUGGUUCUUCAAAUAUAGAUAAAAAAAUAAAAAGUGAUAUUUCAGUAGAAAAAGUGAUAAAUAUUAAUUCAAAUGUUAAAGAAGAAAUAAGUGAUAAUAUUAAUUUGACCAAUCAAACCAAUUCAGUGAGUUGUAACUUUAAUACGAAUUCAAAAAAUCCGAAUGUGGAAGUAAAUGGGUGUAAUGAAUCUGUAAAUAAAAAAUCGAAUCUUCCAGAAGCAUUUGUGGAGAUUGAAUCAAUGACACCAGAACAAAUGUUAAAUUUAAUUGUGAAAAAAAGGUUUAAUCCCACAGGAAAAUUAUUAAUGGGAAGUAUAAUUGGUCUGCCAGCAAAUGAUUCAAGUCUUCUAAAUUUUAAUGGUCCAUUGAAAAAAAUUGAAAAUAAAAAUGCAACGAAAGAAAAAAAUAAUAAAUAUUAUAAAUCCACAUCAAAGGCUACAUCUGCAAUGAAAGUAGAACAGAAAAAUAAAAAUGGGAGGUCGAAAAAAAAUACUGAAUCAUUGUCUAAAUCUUCAUUGAUCAAAAGACGAAGAAAUGAACUUGCUAAACUUACCAUUAAUGCUAAUUUCAUGACCAAUUUGCGUGGGCAAUCUAUCCAAACUAGAACAAUGAGUAAUAGACGGUUGAGGUGUCCAAAAAUACUUUUAAAUAAAAAAAAAGAAUUCCCUGGAUUUGUUACAAAUUUUUCUUGUGUCGAUUUAACAAAAAAAAAUAAAAAAUCAAGAAUAACGAAGAAAAGUCAUGUUUUAACGAAAAUGAGAAAAAAUUUGGCAAACAGUAAACGUAAAGAAGUUGUCAAAAAUGAAUCUAAAAUCCAACAAGCACAAAACAAUCAAAUAAAAUGUAAUAAUAAUAACAAUGAAAGUAGAAAUAAAAAUACAAAGAAAAAGUUAAACUUGAAACAAAAUAAACUUUUUGCAGCUAGAAAUAAAGUAGAAAAAGCUGUUGAUGUCAAUAUAGAAAUGAAAGAUGCAUCAACACAAUGCCUUUCUAGGAAAGAUGCAUCGACGUUAGUUAACAUGGAAAGACAGCUAUUUUAUGAAAGAAAUGAUCUAGUUAAGGUUGAAUGGAUUGAUCUUGUUGAUGACAUGAAAGCUGAGUUGAAUGAAAGUAACCAUCGAUCGCUUUCUACAAUAUUUUACCGUGAUAAACAAGUACAAACGUCUCAAGAUUAUUCAGUUUCAAAUAAAAAUGAAUUAUAUCACUCAACUUAUAUCUCAGAUGAUAGUUCCGAUGUUAAACCUAAUUCUAAUGAUUGCAGAUCAGCAUUCGUACCUGUAAAUCUAUCUGAUAGAGAUGUAAGAGUAGUGAAACUUCGAUCGAUUGGUUUUAAACCAAUUGAAACAUGUGAGGCUACUAAUAAUCCGUGUUAUGCAAAUUAUUAUACAAACACUGAUGUGGAACCUGCUGUUGUGACACGUGAGGUUAAUGAACAGUACAAUAAAUACACGAGCGAGGAGAAUAGUACUGUUGAAUAUAUGGAUAAUGAAUUGCAUUACCAAGAUAUUGAAGAUGAAGAUGUUGAUGAAGAUGACGAAUAUGAAGAAGAUGAAGAGGAAGAAGAAGAUGAUGUAGAGAUAGAAGUGGAAAUGAAAGAUGAUAAAGAAUUAAUUAUUCCGAAGAAUACAGGUAAUGAAGUGAUAUAUGAUGGUUAUAUGAAGAAACGGAAACGAAGUUCAUCGUCCAUGGAACAGGAAGAAGAUGAAGAAGAAAUAGAAAUAGAGGAAAAUAAUGAAGAUGAUGAGGAAAAUCUUCCUUGGCUUGGUUGGAAUAGAUUAGUCAAAACAAAACGGUGAUUUUUUUUUAAUAAAUUAAAUUCUUCCAUUUUUAUAUUCUUGUAUUCGUUAUUUAUAUAUAUAUAUGACUUUGUUUAUAUUUUAAACGUCAAGAUAAAAAUAUUUAUUGGAUGCUUAUUCACUUUUCUAACAAGUUUCAGUUGCAAAUAUUAAUUUGAGAUAUCUAGUACAUUUUUUUUCAAAUCUGAAUGAUCACCACACAUCUUAUCGUAUAAUUAAUAUAAUUUUGGACAUAAGUUGACUAAUUAAUAAUUGGUAUAUUUUACAGA